Dentiscutata heterogama is the source of this 350-nucleotide messenger RNA. Lineage: Eukaryota; Fungi; Glomeromycota; Glomeromycetes; Diversisporales; Gigasporaceae. The record is from the annotation of a GenBank genome assembly.
UUUUAGACACAAAGUUUACUCCUUCCGAUAAUAUAUUCCUUUAUCAUAAAACCACCAAUAGGAAGAUAUAUGAUGAUGCUCGUCAACAUGUGCACUUAGAUCUGAUCCCGGGACCCAACAACAAAGACGAUAUAUUUGACGUAUUAAUGUAUAACGAAAGAAAUGAAAUUACUGAAUGUUCUAUUUCUAAUAUUGCUGUUGAAUUUUUCGAUAAUAAUGGUAAAUUAUUUUGGAAAACCCCGGAAAUUGAAUGUGGAUUACUAUCUGGUGUAAUGAGGUCGUACCUUAUUGAAAAUGGCGAUAUCAUUCCUGGUGUAAUUACUAUCAAAGAGCUAAAGACUGCACAACAG